Dracunculus medinensis (Guinea worm) is the source of this 351-nucleotide messenger RNA. The record is from the annotation of a GenBank genome assembly. NCBI's taxonomy places the organism in Eukaryota, Metazoa, Nematoda, Chromadorea, Rhabditida, Dracunculidae.
AUGGAGUUAUGGUUGAAUUAUGUCGUGAAUGGUGUUGAUUGUACACCUGCAAAUGAAGCAGCUGAAAUUGCUAAUGCCGUACAGCGAAACGAUUUUCCCACCGACGAACUAUACGCAUUUGCUGUUAUGAAUAAAUCGCUUAUUGAAAGUGUUAAUAAUAUAGAAUCAUUAAAUUGGACAAAUGAAAUGGAUAGAUCGUUAAUGAAUAGAACAAUAACGAUGUAUAACGAUGAAAAUAUUAUAAAUACGGGUGAUAUUAUGUCAUCACCAGAUCAGUUUUAUAAAUCAGUAAAUAGUUCGAGCACCGCUGAAAGUGAUCUUAUCAACUUAUCAGAGAUCGUAUUUGCUUAA